This is a messenger RNA of Radiomyces spectabilis, 4623 nucleotides long. RefSeq lists its product as uncharacterized. The record is from RefSeq and is a predicted model, not a curated record. Bases 1 to 4623 code for a protein of 1540 amino acids. The transcript has 4 exons. Gene Ontology annotation, molecular function: protein binding; GTP binding. Lineage: Eukaryota; Fungi; Mucoromycota; Mucoromycetes; Mucorales; Radiomycetaceae.
AUGUCAUAUACCAACGAAUUGCUACUGGAAUGGACAAAAGCUGUCGAAAUCAAUGAUCUACAAGCCGUCCAGACACUUUUGCAAGCCCAUGGUGAACUCUUGUGGGAACCCGUAGCCAUACCCGUCGAGUCCGAUUACGCCCACCUUUUACCACAGCUCGAUCGUCUACAACUCUUGGGCACUUCAUUUGAGCCACUGUACGCAAUACAAUAUCUUUUACUGGAACACUUGGAAUCGGACAAUGAUACGCUCACUGAUGCGCAGAUCCAACGCUCAAAGUUACUAGAGAUUCUUCUAGAGCAUACUUCAUCCAGCGAUCUCAAUACUUACUGCUGGGGGGCCAACAAUACUACCCUGCAUUUGGCCAGUUUUUUGGGUCAAAAAAACAUGGUUCGAUCUCUUCUCGAAAAAGGCGCGCUUCCCGAUAUCCCGAAUGAUCUAGGGUAUACGGCCAAAGAUGUGGCUCAAACAAACCAAGUGGCGCACCUGCUGGCACCAUCUGCCCAGUCGCCCAAGCCAUCCAAAUCCACUCCUUCCGAUCGGUUUAGGCAAUUACGUGACUUGGCAGAAUCCUCAGGUGGAACCGGCAAACUCGCUCAACGUCAAAACUCAACGCAUCGCUAUUUCCGUCCUGGCCACAUUGAAGAACGAAGAAAAAAAGUACUCAACGAAGAAGAAGAAGCCGAGUUGGAAAAAGCGCGAUCCAAACGCCAGAAAGAAGUGGAUCAGAUUGCUAAGCGAUCGGCGGUCAAGAACAACCCCUUCAUGAAGCAGCUUGAACAACAACAGCAGCAGCAAAACGCAAAAUCUCCACACACUCCACACCCUUUGCGAAAACAUUUGAUAAACGACAAUUUGGAGUUUCAGCUACGUCGUGAUUCCAAGGUCAUCUCCUCCCUCAAAGAUAAAUCUUACGUAUCCGCCAGCGUUUUCCGCAAAGCCCGCGAUAUGGCCGAACAAAAGCCCUCACGAUCCAUGUCCGAAUUUGCCACCGACUCCAAAAAUAAUAACCCAAAGAGUGGAAGUAAAACAGAUCCGGAAGCAUCGGACACGGAUGACACAGAAAACAUCACUACCAACCAAUCGCCAUCACAUUCUUUGGGGGACGACGACCACCACGAUAAUUUUGCAACAAAAAGUACUCUUUCUGCCGGGUCGAUCGACGAAAAAGUCGAAAAGGACACAUCAGACGCUGAAGACAGGAAUGAAUUCGGCAGUGUCAACAAAGAAACCGAUUCUCAGUCGGAUACCGAAAGCGAUACCGCUACAGUGAUUACAGUUUUGGCAGAGGACACGGAGAGCCUCUCAGAAACCGGUAAAGAUGCCGUAUCAGCUGAUUUUACAACCAUUACUGGUGAGAAUACAUUCAAUGCGGACGGCCUGUACAAGAGCGAAAAGGAAACGGCUGAGGAGCCUGCCAGCAGCGAACCAAGUGAGCCUAUGGAAUAUGUAGCCAAAGUUGGAUCUCCUUUAACUUCCGACCGGCAGUCAAUCGGCAUGACCAGAAGCAUUCAUUCCACUUUUAUUCAAGACAAUAUCAGUGCAACUAAUACAGAAGAGCCGCCAGUCAUAAGCGAUUCGACAAACGCAAUUCAUCAGUUCGACAAAGUGACGACAAAAGAGCCUCUUCCUGCCCUCGCAUCACAAGAUGUUAUCGAUUCAACAUAUGAAGAGACGAUCCUGGAUGCCCUGGAAAGCGAUAAAUAUGACAAAGAUGCCAACUGCAUUGUAAACAGAUUGUCGCGCGAAAGCAAGCCGUUGAUCAGUGACGCUGAAAGUGCGCCUGUAACAGCAGCCAACGAGACCACCGAUGAAAAUGCUGUAUCCGACGAUGAAGAACUUUCAACCAACGACGAUACUUUAGAAAACGAGCAUACCUAUUCAUCCAUUGUUGCGUCAACUGAAAACAUUUCUCGGGUGGACAGAUCUUCUUACUCACCCGCACCAAACGCUGCCCUCGUCUCUGAAUGCGAAGUUGCGGAUGGACCUACGAUGACGGCCGAACUGGAAACGAACGAGCAACCAACAUAUGGAGCAUCAAAUGGUGAUGCCAAAUACUUGCAUGUCGAUGAAGAGAGAAAGCGUCAUUCCAUUGCACCAUCGCCGAUUCACGCAACAAAUUUUGAAGACAACAUGCAUAUCACAUCUGUUUCCUCUUUGUCUCGUACGUCGUGCGACUCGACAAUCCAUUCCUCUGCAACAUCGAUUACGGAGCCGAGCAUAAAAUUACCAAAAGACUGGAUUGUGGAGGGAAGCGGGGACCAAGAAGAAGCAACACUGUCCGUUGAUGUACUAGAAAACUCUGCAAUUACGCCCCUCACCCAGGGAGACGAGGAACACCCGAUCGAACCUUUGACCAACUUGCUUCACGACGACGACUCGGCCGCGACAUCCUUGGACGAAUCGACAGCAGCUAGGAGCUCUGUGAGAAAAUCAACCAGAUUAUCGCUCAUGAAUCCUUUAACCGAGGCCAAGCGAAUGUCAAUGAAGCAAAGAAUGUCUCAGACCACGGACGAAUCAAAACGGUUUAGCGGCAGCCAACGAUCGCAUUGGUCGGUUGGCAUGAAUUUAUGGAGUUCGGUGUUGAAGCGCGAAUCCAUUCAAAGCAGCAAACGUUACAGUGUCGCUCAAUACAGCGAAACAGACAGCGAACAAUGGUUCGAUAGUCAGGAGGAUUGGUUAGAACACGAAACGGAAAUGCGACGAUCUUUGAAUCCACCUUACAUCCUAUCGCAAAAUGACAAUGAUCAUGUACAUCAAGAAAGUGACCAAGAAGAUGGAAGAUUGCGUGCUUACUUGAGUCUAUCCAAAAACGAGACGAUCAGUGAAGUUGAUGCUCCGGAAGAGAUUUCUGUGGACCAACAAAGGAGCGACAGCAACGAGGAUCUGGAGGCACCCCCAACUAUGACAAGGCGCAAAUCGCACGAGGACUUGCGAACAGAAGCAAAUGCUUAUGCAGAAGAUGUCGAUACUUUCGUAACACUAUCGACGACACAAACACCUUUAAGCGAGCCUGUCGAAAAUGUUGAAACAGAUGAUGUCGCACAGGAAUUUAUCAGUGAUCGAAUUUCGGCGGACCCAACCGAAAAAAAAGCUGGUCGCAAUGAUGCCGGUCAUGUCCUGGUAGAAUAUGGGCGAUCACGAAAAGGGUCUGUUUCCUCGGAUAACGGAACGGUGCAAGAUGCUCCGGCUACCACUCAGAGCAGCCCAGUUGACCCACGCUCUUCAGGUGAAGAUUCCAUCAAUUCCAAGGCCCCAUCAUCUUUUAGUACCCGACCUCCAUCGGUGAAUGGCAGCGUGGAUACGUGGAUUCCUGUAUCACCUUCCUCCACAGAUAUCGAACCGACCACCAAAGAAAGUACAGAGGCGACCCAGGAAAGAGAUUUCGGUAGCGUAUCUGUACGAUCGACAUCCCGCUACGUGAGCCGUGUUCUGAAUUUCGAUCCGCCGGAUCCAGCAAAAGAAGUAGCCGCUGCGUUUGACAGCAAGAAAAUCGAACUGUUGCCUGAUGACCCGUAUCAUGAACAAAGUAGAACACCCACUCAGGAGACUAUCCAAUCCGUUGCACCGGUUGAGCCGCCCACCCCGGCGGUGCCUAGUUACGGUAAACUUUAUGUACAUGUUUGUGGAGCGUACAACUUGCUUUUGCCGUUACCCAAGGAAACUACGUACGUUCGCUGCGUCAUUAGCGACGGCAAAUACGAGUACAUGUCGCGAUACGAGGUGCUCGGACAACACGUCAUGCUGGACUAUGAAUGCAUUGUCGACGCCAAUCCGGAUAUGAUUGUCACGGUGGCACUCCAUGUGCGCCCUGACUACCAUGUCAAACCACGAACGGGUCUCAGUAAAUGGCUCACUUCGAUACGAAAACAAAAGGAAUCUAUUUCCGGAUAUGUCCAUCCCGAUGAUGGAGCGAUUGGUCAGACUCGGUUUGCUUUAGCACACAUGAUACAGGCUUGUUCUGAGAAAAGGUACGAUUCCAAUUUGGAUUGUUUCAAUUCCUGGUACGCUCGUUCAGCGCGAGAGCGACAGCGGCAACAACAGCUCGGUGAUGACGAUGUCCUAAAGGUGGUGGGGAACCUUGCUGUAAGCAUGCUGUAUCUACCCAUGUCGGAUCCGGCCCAGACGAUACCCAAGAAUCUGCAUGAAUGCGACCUAAUGCUAAAAAUACGCCAAUGGCACGAGACCUGUUGGCACAGCGGUUACCUUUCGAUACGAAUGCAAGGAACUCAGGUGUGGGUGCGUCGUUACUACCGAUUAACUGGUAGUCAGUUGGUGGGAUACAGCCCACAGACGCCGUCAUGGCAACCUGUGGAUCGAUAUGAUAUUGCGGAUGUGGUGCGAUUGAGUGCGGCCACGGACCAGAUUUUGGUUACUUUGGUCGAUCUUCCCGAUCGUGUGUUCCAACCUGAACCGAUAUGCGAAGACAAUCAACGAGGUUUCUUUAGAAUCAGCUUCCCAGAUUUUUAUGUUGACUGUGUGAGCGAUAAGGUUGAAGAAAGCGAAGAAUGGCUGAAAGCUCUACGUUCCAUGAUCGGAAGAGUCCCCCAACUUCAGUAUUCCGUAUUUCCGGUUAGAUCUCAGCUAUACGAAAUUCCACCCAUAUCAGAAGUACCGUAUUAG